UAGUUAAAGGACCUUCCACACUCUAGGAGUACUCUUUCUUAUGAUUUAUGAACAUCUCACCACUCUCAGCCCCCAAACUUCGUGCUUUUCUCUUUUUCCCAUCGAUCUCGUUUCUCCCAAAUUCGAGUCUUCCUUCGUUUCCAAGUCAGCGUUAAGGGUUUAGUUUGGCGCGUGCGAUGAAGAUCGAGGAAUUGGACGAUGGAGAGUGUAGUAGGGACCAUGAAGAGAAGUUUGAGAGGCAGAUUGUGAGCGUUGAUGCCAAGAGAGCGUUGGUUGGAGCAGGUGCUCGGAUCCUGUUCUAUCCCACACUCUUGUAUAAUGUGCUUCGUAACAAGAUUGAAGCUGAGUUCAGGUGGUGGGAUCAAAUUGACGAGUUUUUGUUACUGGGCGCUGUUCCGUUCCCCAAAGACGUUCCUCACUUGAAGAAGCUUGGUGUGGGUGGUGUGAUUACUCUCAACGAGCCCUAUGAAACCUUGGUGCCAUCGUCGUUGUAUCGGGCUCACGGGAUUGAUCAUUUGGUGAUUCCCACCAGAGAUUAUCUCUUUGCCCCCUCAUUUGUGGAUAUCAACCGGGCUGUGCAGUUCAUUCAUCAGAAUGCAACUUGCGGUAAAACUACUUAUGUUCACUGUAAAGCUGGUCGGGGGAGGAGUACAACAAUUGUGCUUUGUUAUCUGGUUGAAUACAAACACAUGACGCCUGCUACUGCCCUGGAAUAUGUUCGGUCUCGAAGACCUAGAGUGCUACUAGCACCGUCACAGUGGAAGGCUGUUCAAAACUAUAACAAGCGAAGGCCUUCUCCUUUACCAUACUCCCCCUCUGGGGAUGCAGUACUUAUAACCAAAGCUGAUCUUGAAGGCUAUCAUAGCACAGGUGAUGCUGGUAUGGAACUGGCGAUAGUUCCUAAAAUGCUGAAGACUAAGCCCAUGAUUGCAAGAUUAUCUUGUCUGUUUGCAUCCUUAAAAGUAUCCGGCAGUAGUGUACCAAUGACCAGGCGGUUGCCGGUUUCUGAGUCACGUGCUUGCUAAGUCAUCUUGAUAUGCUGUCAAGCAGGUGGCCUGUACAGAAGAUGAUGAUGAAAAUAAGUGAAGUUUGAUAAUUUCCCAAAGUCGGUACAAUUGUGUUUCAUGAAGAGAGGAUGCAUAGAAAGAAAGAAAGAUAGGAGAGAAGGUUUCUCCAAUGUUGUGUUACAGGUUAAGAGGAACAUGUAGUUUCUUGUACAUAUAUUUGCCUUUUGCAUGUUUGUUAAUCGAAUGGAAUCCUCGUGCAAGUUAAAGCAUUAUUUAUGUGAGAUCAGGUGGUGACCUAAUGUUUACUUGUCUUUACUGACACAAAACCAUAGCCAAAUCACCUACCUAAUUUGUACCCCGAAUACUAUGCAAUAUUGUUGUCAAACUCCCGAGUUAACCAAUUGAC
Molecule: messenger RNA, 1413 nt
Organism: Glycine soja
Lineage: Eukaryota; Viridiplantae; Streptophyta; Magnoliopsida; Fabales; Fabaceae
Product: putative dual specificity protein phosphatase DSP8
Exons: 7
Coding region: 177-1025 (282 amino acids)
Biological process (GO): protein dephosphorylation
Molecular function (GO): protein tyrosine/serine/threonine phosphatase activity; phosphatidylinositol-4,5-bisphosphate 5-phosphatase activity
Source: RefSeq, a predicted model, not a curated record